AUUCAUGGACAUGACUGUGUAUAUUAGUGAGAAAUGACAUUGAAUAUGUUGGUUUUCUUUGAAGAUUAUAAUUAGAUACUCUUCAUGUACCAUACACAUAGAAGAAAUUAGAAAUAAACAAAAAUAUCUAUACUUAGAAUGAGGAAGAAUUACAUGACCAUAUAAGGAAAUAAAGGAACAUAUUUUUCGUCAGUUAAUCUGAUAAAAGGUUUAGAUGGGGAAUUUAAAAACUUAAGAAAGAGCACACGGUUUGGUUAAAUUUUAGUAAAGCAGCAUGAAUAAUUUGAACAUUUCAAGGACUGUUAGUUUCAUAAUAUAAUUAAUGUUGUGAACUUGUGAUGUUCUUUAUUGCUCAACGCUGUGGAUAUAUUUAAAUGCAUUGACUUUCAUUGCUUUAAGGAAUUGUUCUUAUCAGACUGUACGUGAGUUGUGAGGUAGACUAGGUCUGGGAUCCCGGGAUGGGAAAUCUCCUUAAAAUACUCUCCAGUAAGGAUGCCAAUAGAGAUGACUUUUACAACGUCUUCGUGGACUUUGAAAAUUGCCAGCCGACAGAGAGUGAAUUAAGUGUAUACGAUAAGAUACAGGUGGUGCUGGAUGAAGCGCAGAAGAUCUUAGACCGACUCAAGAAAUACACAGGGGCUGCAGAGGUCAUAAGAAAUGCAAUACAGAACCCCCGGGAUGAUGGCAUGCAGGAUAGGGCCUGGACAGACGUGCAGCCUCUAGUAGAGGAACUCAAGAAAUACUAUGAAUUCUCACUCAUGCUCGAGAUCAAUGUUCCUCUUCUGCUGGAUGCACUGUGCUCCAAAGAUAUGACAGCCAAAGAGCAUCUUGAGGGACAGCAGGCCCUCUUCAAACAGUUUGCUGAGAUUCUUGACUUCGUUCUCAAGUUUGAUGAUUUGAAGAUGACAAACCCCGUGAUACAGAAUGACUUUAGCUACUACAGACGAACACAGAGCCGGCGUAGAAUGGUGACAUCGGAUAAAAAGGAGGUUGCGGAGGGUGUUCCACAUGAGAUAGCCAACAGAAUGUCACUGUUUUACGCCCAGGCCACACCCAUGCUGAAAAUGCUCAGUGACACCACAUCAACAUUCGUCUCACUGCAUAAAGAUCUUCCUGUAGAAAAUACAACAGACUGUUUGAGCACCAUGGCCAACAUCUGUAGAGUUAUGAUUGAAAACCCUGGGUUUUGUUCACGAAUUACAAAUGAGAACACCAAGCUGUUUUGUUUACGGGUGAUGGUCGGGGUCAUUAUCCUUUACGACCACGUGCAUCCGGUCGGGGCGUUUGCUAAGAGCUCAGGCAUAGAUAUGAAAAGCUCAAUUAAAUUAUUAAAAGAACAAAAAGAAAAUGGCCGCCAAGUUGAAGGUCUACUAAAUGCUUUAAGGUAUACAACGAAGCACCUCCAGGAAGAAACUACACCAAAGUCUGUAAAGCAAAUGCUUGGCUAGUUUGGCCUACAAUCUUCACCAUUCAUACAUGUAUAGGGAUUUCAUUUAACCAUGGUCGUCAGGACAUAAGAUGAUCAGUUUUAGCAAAUAUAUGGCAGUUUUUUCUUGUGUAUUCUUUAGGAAAUUGGAAAGAAGAAAACGAUGAAUGCCAAAUCAUCUUACUUCAUUAGGCGAUUCAAUGCACGUGAUAUGAGCCACAUCACAUGAUUUUGGGCCUAAAGACAUACAUUUUCUUUUAUUGUUUUAUUUUGUUUUUCAAUGAAAGAACAUUUAUGGAAGCUGUGCUAAAAAUUUGAAAACUUUAUCUCCAAAUUGUCUAACAAACAUGUUAAAAAGUAAGAAUAUGUAUUGCUCAUUUUUUAUACACACGCAUUAUAAGCUUAUUAAAUUCCAAUUAGCUUAUAAUUUGAGUUUUUAUCCCUUUUAGUAAUUGAAGGAAAUUAAAGGACAGAUGAUUUGUUUAGAAUUUUCAAACAAUUGGGGCCCUUUAAAACUGAUACAAUGAGGGCGGUCAAAAUAAGUGGGACAAAAGCUUUGGUUGCUAUGGUAAUAUUAGAUAAGUAACUGUUAUAAACCGUUAAGAAAAUGAAGCACCAGCGACAAUCCUUUUAAAAAAGAAGGAAUUAAAACACAUUGAAAAAAAAUUAGUAUUGUAGGCAUUAUAUUGCUUGUUAUAAGUAUGUCUGAAGGUCCAAAUUGUGCGAUGCGGCUCUAAUAUAGUAUAUCAUAAGAUGGUAUCAAAGACUUGUUGCUGAAAUAUGUGCCAAUUUUUUGUUAUGUGACCAACUUUAGUAAAGAAUUGUAUGUCAGUUUUAGAUAGUCUAGAUAAUGAAAGAUAUAGUUGAAGUCUUCUCAGAGCCUUCAUAUCAGAGCUUUGUAUUGUUGUUAGGUAUAACAUCAUCAUGCAAAAACUAAACCCUAAACCAUUUCUCAAAAACCAUUCAUUGAAAGACCAGAAACAAUACACACAUGUUCAAAAAGGUCUAUAUCACUGGCUUUAUAUUUACUCAGUUACAUCCCUUUUUCGACUGCUCUUGUUGUUCCAUGUUAUCAGCCAUGUUCAUUCAUUUCACUUAGCUAAAUAUGAGACUGCUACUAUAGCCAGCUCUGUAAUAAAUAUAGUUAUAUUAUAAAAUGUGUGUUGACAUGAGUUUGAGACAAUAGGGAGGUUGAGAAGCAGGACGUGCAUGUGUUCUUGCGUGUGUGGCUACAGUGCAGGACGUGCAUGUGUUCUUGCGUGGCAGGACGUGCAUGUGUUCUUGCGUGGCAGGACGUGCAUGUGUUCUUGCGUGGCAGGACGUGCAUGUGUUCUUGCGUUGCAGGACGUGCAUGUGUUCUUGCGUGUGUGGCUACAGUUGAUGUUAAAGUCGAAAUAUUACUUUAAACUUGAAGUCUUUGGCGCGCUGAUACUCUCAAAAAUCAUGUUCCUCAUGCUAUUGUACUGUAAAUGUUAUUAUGAACUUGUACAAAGUACACAUACCUGGUUGAUGUAGUGAACAACCAGUAGCCUACACAUACAUGACCCAUACAAGAAGUGGUUCACAACCAGUAGCCUACACAUAAAUGACCCAUAUAUACAAGAAGUGGUUCACAACCAGUAGCCUACACAUUCAUGACCCAUACAAGAAGUGGUUCACAACCAGUAGCCUACACAUACAUGACCCAUACAGGAAGUGGUUCACAACCAGUAGCCUACACAUACAUGUCCCAUACAAGAAGUGGUUCACAACCAGUAGCGUACACAUGCAUGACCCAUACAGGAAGCAGUUCACAACCAGUAGCCUACACAUACAUGUCCCAUACAAGAAGCGGUUCACAACCAGUAGCCUACACAUACAUGACCCAUACAAGAAGUGGUUCUCAACCAGUAGCCUACACAUACAUGACCCAUACAAGAAGUGGUUCUCAACCAGUAGCCUACACAUACAUGACCCAUACAAGAAGUGGUUAACAACCAGUAGCCUACACAUACAUGACCCAUACAAGAAGUGGUACACAACCAGUAGCCUACACAUACAUGACCCAUACUAGAAGUGGUUCACAACCAGUAGCCUACACAUACAUGACCCAUACAAGAAGUGGUUCACAACCAGUAGCCUACACAUACAUGACCCAUACAAGAAGUGGUUCACAACCAGUAGCCUACACAUACAUGACCCAUACAAGAAGUGGUUCACAACCUCUCUUAUACUGUAUAUAUACAUGUAUUAUAUUUAUAUACAUGUGUAGAGUUGACUCGUUCAAAGUGCUUGUUUUGAAGUUGAAUAUAUCCUCUGUAUUAGGUUUGAGUGUUCUGUUUUAUGGUUAUUAUAUGUGUAAUAAAUAUGAAUCAUGAAAAAGAACAAAAAUUGUAUUUAUACUGAAUUUAAAUUGAGAGUUCACAUAAGUUUAUUUCAUUUUGAGGUUUUUGUUACAUGUUUGGCUGGCUGGUGCUUUAGUCAAUACAGUUUGAAAAGAAAACAAAAGGCAGAUAUUACCGCUGUGAUAAUUGGCAUGAUCUUAUUGGUCAAAUUUCGGACAAUUAUUAAAGGCCAACCAGUCUACAAGAAAAUAUUGUAAGAUCAGGAACUUCAGUUAAAAUUUCAGAAACAGUGCAAAUUGGAAUAAAUAUAUUAUAAACCUUUUCAGUCAAGCUAUCUGUUUAAAAUAUAUCUCAUCACAACCAAGAUUAAAAGAUAAAAAAAUAUGAUAUAAAGAAAUGAUAGUUAAUAAGAUGGUCUGAUUUUUUUUGGUCAAAUGUCUUAUAUGGGAUAGAAAAUUUCAAUGAAGUUUUCAAGAAUAAUUGUAUUAAUUUUGUUAGGCUUUGGAAUAAAUCAAGAUUUUCUAAGAUGACAUGUAUAACCAUUUUGUGCUUGUAAGAAUUGUUUUCAUGAUGUGUACCCAUGCUAUGUGCUUAGCAAUACAUGAUUGUAUAAGAAGCUGUAUUAUUUCUGGUGUUUAUAUUACAAUGUUAAUCUUACAUGUAUAGUUUAUAGGUUACAAACGGUGGAUAUAAUGUUCAUAUUUAUUUAUUUUUAGCUCAAAGUGCAUGCAUUCCUAUUAGUAAAACAAUCUGGAGCUAUCAAAAUGGACCAUAAACACUGGACAAUUCUUUAUUUUUCUAGACUGACUCCCAUUUCUAACUUUGAUGGGUGACUACCAAAUUUUAUUUCUUAAAAUGUUAAAAUCAUUUUUUUUUAUAAUUUGUUCACUUGUGUUGGCCGCUUCUUACUAUUACUAAGUAUUAUGGCAAGAGUCCCCUUCAUAAUGUAGAUUUUGUUUUCACAUUUUUUAUACUUUACUGUUUCCUUAUUUCUGGCAGGCUAAUAGAUAUGUUAAUUAAUUCACUGUACAUAUUUUCUCUUGUAACGGAAAACAUUUGAAAAAGGUGGCUUAUCACUGUCCAUUCAUACAACAUACUUUAAUGGCAAAAUAGUCUCAUACGCAGGAGUAGAUUUUAACUUAGUGUUUACACCCAUGUUUCUCAGCCAUUCGGGCCGCUGUGCGGAUUCUGAUUAAAUCAUUUAGAACACUUUAGACGAAUAAUACCGCCUAAUUUACAUUUAGUCAUUUAUUGGUUUCAUGAAGUUGGGAAUUAAAUGGUUCGCGCAUGCUCACAGACUAUUAUAGAGACAUCAACGCCAACACCAAUGCAGUUAUUUGUUUUUGCUUCACUAAACAAUUGAAUCUGCUGGUCUUUUGCCAACUGAAUGAUUUAGUCAGCCUGGCCAAUGGAAUUAUUUAGUAAAGUAGAGAUAAACACUGACUGUUACUUACGAGGAAAAAUAGAACAAAGUCAAGGUGCAUGGCUUUUAAUUGUUAGAUACAUGAUAUGUAUAAUAAUGUAUGUAUUAUGAAUAUACGUGUUGUUUUCAUAUAUUUAGACACUGCAGUUUCACACAGCCAUUGUUUGUUACUGAUAGCUAAAGUUUGUUUUCAAUGAAUUAUGCAAUUUGUAUUUGUUAUAAACAUUAUGCUCAUUUCUAAGGAGACUGUGCCAUACUUAAGAAACAUCAUAUGCAUGUAUGCUCUUUGAACUGUCUUACUUAGGCCAAGAAAAAAUUAUCUUUAAUUUCUGUGAAAUAUGCAUUUUCUAUAUGUUAUAUACAUUAUGCUCAUUUCUAACGAGGCUGUGCCAUACUUAAAAAUAUCGUAUGCAUGUAUGUACUCGGAAAUUCUCUUACUAAGCCCAGAAAAAUCCCUAUUGUUUCUCAGGUACUGAGAAAGUGCAGGAUUAAAAAAAAAAAAAAAAAAACUGAAACAAUUUAUGCAUUUAAAAUAAUUAAAAAUAACAUAUACAUGUACAUGUAUUGAACAAAGUUACACAUAUUUUUAACAUUAUUCAAUAGGAGUUUAUGUGAUUGAUCUCAAAUGAUUUAAAAAAAAAACAACCCAUCUCUUCUCAAAAUCAACCAAUUUAGCCUAAAAAUAUAGGAAUUAGAAUGCUUUUUGUGAAAUGAAAAAUAUGAAGCGGGGUAACGCAAUUAAUGCUGCUUUUCCUGAGAAACCAAAUAUUAAUAUUUUUGGUCUUUAUGAUGUAUGUUUAUGUAAGUUUUGGUGCAAGUUCUCCACCAUUUGCAGUGGUAACAAAAUGCUGACAAUUUUGAAUUUUUUUUUUCUUUUUGAAGAAGUAUUAUUGACUAUUGCUAUAUACUCAAGGCAGUUUUUGGAUGCCCAUAUUUAACCAUUAUACUUUAUCCUAAUUUUGGCAAGAAGUAUGCAUUGAAUAUCAGAGAUUAUUAUAUUUUUUAUCUGUUUGGUCACUGUUGCCAAACUUUGUUGUUCUUUUUGUUGAGGUGUUGCUUCUUGAAAUUAAAAACAAACAUACAAGUAGACAAUGUUGCGAACAUGGUCUGGUAAAAACCUGGUUUUGUUGUGUUUUUUGAUCUGGUCAGGAAUCUCCAAUCUGGGCCUGUAUCAUAGUGAACAUUUUCAACUUGGUGGAAGUUUGCCCUUUUCAUACUAAAAUUUAAAGAGAAACUAACAAUGUUUGAAGACCAAAAAUAUGAAAAUAAACAAGAAAAUGGUUAAAAUAACAAGUACAUCUGAAUUUUUUAUGAUGAAAAGCAGAUGGAAUAGUCUUUGUCAAAUAUUGGGAUAUUUUCUCUAAGUUGAUAAUUUUCACCAAGAUGCUUUAUAAAUAUAGCGCCUGAUAUUUAUUUCAUUUUCCAUUCUUAAGUGACCUUUUUUUCUCACCCUAACUGCUUCUAAACUAAGAUUCACCAGAUCUGGCCCCAAAAUCUCAAACAGUUUUACCACUGGGUCCCUUAUAACAGGAUUAAGCAAAGCAAAUCAAGCUUGUCUUAGUACAACUGAUGUAAUAUUUUCAUUUUGAGCGUCAGGAAAUUAUCUUUAUGAUUAACUUGAUCAAGUACUUAAAUUUUGUUGAACUGAGCUUAAGUAAGAAAUACUGCUAAUUGAAAUAAGCUGCCUAAGGGUUUCAGGGUUAAUUGUUACACUUGAAGAUUUAAGCUACUUAAGUUUGUUACACUUUAAAGAUUUUUCCAGAAAUGGUACUUCAGUUGAAGCAAGUAAAAUAAAGCAAAUAAUGAUUUAUGAUUUCACAGAAUUGCCUCUUCAUUUAGUUGAGUUGUAUCUGGUUUUUUAAUUGAACAUUUGGACAAGUAUUAAAUUAUGAAAUCAUUAAUGACAAUAAGUCUUGGACAAAUAUGUUAUUUUUUUUUUUUUUGCCAGGUUUCAUGACUUGCAGGCAAUUAUAUCUACUUUUACAUAUUUUUCGAGAAGAUUCAUUACCAGUAAUUCAAUAGUAUACACUGUUAUAAGUCUGUCUAGUAAUACAAUCUCGUUGGUAAAAUUAGAUUUUUGUUGUUCAUGAUAAUCAACAGGACUCUUAUUCGUAGACAACAUCACAUAUAAUAGAACAAAUAAAAUUUGACACUGGAGUUCUAACAUGUAUUUUAAUACACAUGUAUAUAUAAUUGUUUUGUUUUACGCUGUUAUUUGUUUCUUUUUUAUAAAUGGCAUGUUGUAUGAUCUUUGUUAAGUUUUUGUCCGUUAGUUCAAACUCAAAUCAUUUUGGAAAAAUUUACCAGUUAUGGCAUUAUCUCUCAAGAUAUCGAAGUAAAAUAUUUAGGAGUGUUUCUAUUUUUAAUGCCACAUUUUUGCCCACUGCUUUUACUAUGAAAUAAUUUAUACUCAUUUUGAACAAAAUGUUGGUAACACUUCGUCACAUGACUUUAUUACAUCUUGACAAUAUUGCUUGAUAAUUCAGGUACGUGUAACUGCUGUUAAGUGGCAUGAUAAUUCACCAAAAAAUGAACAAUUACCUCUAGUAUAUAUACCAAAUCUUAGCAAUAUUUACCGUAAAUAUCUAUAAGAGCGUAACAUGUACUUGCCUCAGUUUCUCUAACCAUGUUUUGUUUUAUUUAUCUGGUGUAAUGUUUUCAUUCUAAAGAGUUUUGAGUAAAAGGAUUUCUUUUAUGACAACAUGAUAAAGUAUUUAUUUAUUGUGUGUAAUCAAGUUUUAAAAAGUUAUUGGCUUAAUAAAAUAAGAUACUUACGUAAUAAGUUAUGUUUGUUAUGCUAAUUUGUUUUCAAUAGAAUUGGGGCCUGGUAUUUAAAUGGAACCCAUCACUUUUUUCACUCAUAAUUCUAUAGUAUUAUCAUACUAUUAAUAUGUAUUUCUGUGUUCAUUUUACAAUCAAUUUUGGUGUCUCUGUCAAAAGUCAAAAUGAUUGUCAGAUUACAUGGUUACUGUGUUAGAAGUUGAGAGGACUCGAUCAGAAGUCGCAGCGACUCUGUCAAGAGUCACAAUGACUAUUUCCGAGGUCAUGGCACCUAGGUCAGUGGUCAUGGGGAAUAUAUGUCAAAAGUCUCCAUGACUAUCAGUAUCCUGUAUAUCAGAAAUCAAUGACUUUGUCACCAACAACUUGUCUAGCCUGCUUUCUUCUACAAAACUCAUUUGUUAUGUUAUUUGUUGCAGGGUGAUUUUGCUUUGUUUGUUCAUGGAUUUGAAAUAUUUGUAAAAGAAUGUCACAUAUAUAGAGAAAAUAGUAUAUGUAUGGAAAUAAAAUUCAAAGUUUA
Mya arenaria is the source of this 8471-nucleotide messenger RNA. RefSeq names its product CYFIP-related Rac1 interactor B-like. The record is from RefSeq and is a predicted model, not a curated record. The transcript is spliced from 12 exons. Gene Ontology annotation, biological process: regulation of actin filament polymerization. Gene Ontology annotation, molecular function: small GTPase binding. Bases 459 to 1448 code for a protein of 329 amino acids. NCBI's taxonomy places the organism in Eukaryota, Metazoa, Mollusca, Bivalvia, Myida, Myidae.